Messenger RNA from Carassius auratus (goldfish), 1513 nucleotides. Its product is annotated as CMRF35-like molecule 5. Gene Ontology annotation, cellular component: plasma membrane. NCBI's taxonomy places the organism in Eukaryota, Metazoa, Chordata, Actinopteri, Cypriniformes, Cyprinidae. The transcript is spliced from 6 exons. Gene Ontology annotation, molecular function: transmembrane signaling receptor activity. Bases 21 to 1058 code for a protein of 345 amino acids. The record is from RefSeq and is a predicted model, not a curated record.
UGUAACAUUAGUCACAGAAUAUGGUUUCAUAUUUCAGUAAAAUGUUCAGCAUGUGUGUUGUUCUGCUCGUCUUUUCCAGCAUCUCUACAGCUCUAUAUAAUAAUAUUUCUGUUUCAGCUGUUGUUGGUGCUCCAGAAACAGUCACAGGACACAGAGGAGAGAGAGUAGAUAUCAGAUGCCCCUAUGAAUCUGGAUAUGAAUCGAAUUCAAAGUAUUUAUGUAAAGGCAAGUGCAUCUUUGGAUUAAGAGACAUCAUUGUUAGAUCAGGAUCUCCAGCUGAAGACGAGAGAUUCUCUCUGACCGAUGACACGACGGCCAGCGUUUUCACCGUCAGCAUCACUGACCUGAGAACAGAGGAUGAGGGACAAUACUGGUGUGCUGUGGAUAGGACUUUAAAUACUGAUGUCUAUUCAGAGAUUGUGUUGCAGGUUAAAGAGGAUAAGAAGACUGCAGAGGUUUCAACUAUCAGCUCUUUUAUAAACACAGCGUCAUAUUUCAGCACAACAAGAGAUAUAUUCACGAUCCAGCAGCAUCACAAUCACAGAAAGAAAAGAAACAAUCACAGAUCAGCACACACAGGUCUGUCUUCUGUUGCUGGCGGUCUGGGUUCGGUUCUGCUGGUUCUGGUUCUGUGUUCUGCAAUGUUCCUCAUCCUCAAAAAGAGAAAGAGGAAAUCUAGGACAGCUUUAUUUCAGCAAAAUGUGCAGCACAAUACGGAGAGUGUCCACAUGUAUGAGAUUGUAAACAGUGACCCUGGACCAUCUGAUGUCAUCGCUGCAACAUCUCCGUCCAAUCAGACGCCUGCAUCACACCUCAACACCCGCCCACCUGACUCUGCUGUUUAUGCCACAGUAACCAAUCAGCAGCCUGAUUCAAACCCCAGUCACAUCCACUCGACCAAUCAGGUGACGGAUACAGACUGUGAUUAUUAUGCUAAUAUGAAGCCGCCUGAACCAACAACAGAAAACAGAACAGAUCUGAUCUACUCAACAGUGACACGUCCACAAAACAUCAAGACCAACGACGGCCCGAUAUAUUCACUGAUCAAACAUAAAUAAUAAAAAAAGAGUUCCUAAGCUUCUUCAUCAACAUCUGCACUGAUGCUAAAAGUGAAAAGAAAAAAAUGGUGCAUGCUACAUAUUUUUUAUGAAUCAAUAUGUUGAUAGAUUUUUCUGAGUUUUUAUCAUUAUUUUAAAAACGGUGUAGUUUUACUAACAAGAAAAGUGAACUUAAGAUUCUUUUUAAAUGUUCUAGACACUGUUCUCAUGUGUAUUGUACAGGUCUGUAUUAAGCACUGUUCACUUGUGCUCAGAUCAAUGAAAACUUCUUAACAGCGAGUGUGAACAGGGUCUGAAAUCAAACUAACAGCCCUGCUGAAAUAAACAACAGAAACCAUCACAGAAAACCUAAUGGCUUACUCUACAAAUACAUUUACAAGCAUGACAAACCAUCAACUAUUAACCAUUAAAACCAUUACAAAAUGUGUUUCAGGAGAUGUUCUACUAGGAUGUAA